AUGGCUGCCAGGCGGAAUCACGAGUUCUACGAGCUCUCAGAGAUUCGACCAGGCUCACAUUCUUCUCAAGCAACAGCCAACCUGAGAGUCACGACUUCAGACCCUCACAUCGAGCCCUUUUCUCUCAAACAGUUUUGGUCUCAGCACGUCAGCUGUGUUGUCGAUUUUGAUAAAUGUCGCGAUCAUUUAGCCGUUGAAAGGACAUUCUUGGCGUAUCUUAGGACUGCCCUGAUGGCCGCCAUGACCGGCACCCUGGUUGCGCAGCUGUUCGUCCUCGAAGAUCAGGACUCGGGCUUCGGCUAUACCAACGUAGGCAGGCCGCUGGCGACCUUCUGUUACGCAUUUGCCAUGUGCACAGUUAUCAUGGGAACAAGUCGUGCCUGGAGGCUACAACAUGCCAUGAUCAGAGGGAAAGCAUUGACUGGAGGGUUUGAAAUCAUUGUUUUGGCAGGAGUGUCGUUCGUGCUGAUAGUUGUCUUCACUGGCUUUCUUAUUGCCCUCGACGUGGUCAAACGAACGACAUCUCGGUCAGAAACGGGAGGCUGA
This is a messenger RNA of Verticillium nonalfalfae, 546 nucleotides long. RefSeq lists its product as uncharacterized. The transcript has 4 exons. Lineage: Eukaryota; Fungi; Ascomycota; Sordariomycetes; Glomerellales; Plectosphaerellaceae. Bases 1 to 546 code for a protein of 181 amino acids. The record is from RefSeq and is a predicted model, not a curated record.